Messenger RNA from Mus pahari (shrew mouse), 7759 nucleotides. RefSeq names its product tectonin beta-propeller repeat containing 2 (gene Tecpr2). Gene Ontology annotation, molecular function: protein binding. The transcript has 20 exons. Lineage: Eukaryota; Metazoa; Chordata; Mammalia; Rodentia; Muridae. The record is from RefSeq and is a predicted model, not a curated record. The coding region runs from base 234 to 4499 and encodes 1421 amino acids.
UCCGCCAACACUUGUGGGUUCUGCCGCUCUCGGAGUCACUGCUACUCUCUGAGGCCUAACUCGUUGCCUAGGCAACAGGCUCCCGGCAGCCCCUGCGGCCCGGAGUCCAUCCCACCUCCUCCGGGUUGGCGGGGCUGAAGAGUCCUGAGGGGCUGCCGCGGGAGCCUGCAGGUUUCCCUAGAUGACAGAUAAACAUUCAUACCGUCUGAAGAACAUCUGUGGAACCCUUGACCAUGGCAUCAGUAUCAGAGCCUGUAACAUUCCGAGAAUUCUGCCCUUUGUACUAUCUCCUCAAUGCCAUCCCCACAAAGAUCCAGAGAGGCUUUCGCUCUGUUGUGGUCUACCUCACAGCCCUGGAUACCAACGGGGACUACAUUGCAGUGGGCAGCAGCAUUGGCAUGCUCUACCUGUACUGCCGGCACCUCAACCAGAUGAAGAAGUACAACUUCGAAGGGAAGAUAGAGUCUAUCACUGUGGUGAAGCUGUUGAGCUGCUUUGAUGACCUCGUUGCAGCAGGCACUGCCUCUGGGAGGGUUGCAGUUUUCCAGCUUGUGUCUUCAUUGCCAGGGAGGAACAAGCAGCUGCGGAGAUUUGAUGUUACUGGUGUUCAUAAGACCAGCAUUACAGCUCUGGCGUGGAGCCCCAAUGGGAUGAAGCUGUUCUCUGGAGAUGACAAAGGGAAGAUCGUCUACUCUUCUCUAGAUCUAGACCAGGGUAUCUGCAACUCACACCUUGUGUUAGAAGAGCCAUCCUCCAUUGUGCAGCUGGACUACAGCCAGAAAGUGCUGCUCGUGUCCACCUUGCAGAGAAGCCUGCUCUUUUACACAGAGGAGAAGGCUGUCAAGCAGAUUGGAUCCCAACCAAGGAAAAGUACUGGGAAAUUUGGUGCUUGUUUUAUACCAGGACUGUGUAAGCAAAGCGAUCUAACCCUGUAUGCGGCCCGGCCUGGGCUCCGGCUGUGGAAGGCUGAUGUCCAUGGGACCGUUCAAGCCACAUAUAUCCUCAAGGAUGUCUUUGCUGGCGGAGUCACACCUUUUGAGCUCUACCCUCGUCUGGAGCCCUCUGAUGGGGGAAGCUGCAGCUCACCUGAGAAACAUCUGGGGCUCGUUUCCUGCUUCUUCCGAGAAGGCUGGGUGUUGAGCUGGAAUGAGUACAGUAUCUAUCUUCUGGACACCGUCAAUCAGGCCACAGUUGCUGGUUUGGAAGGACUGGGUGAUAUUGUGUCUGUUUCCUGCACAGAAAACGAAAUAUUUUUCCUAAAGGGGGAUAGGAACAUUAUAAGGAUUUCAAGCAGACCUGAAGGACUCACAUCCAUAGUGAGAGACGGUCCAGAGAUGACGAGAUGCUCCGAGCAAGUCCAUGGACAGCAUCUGGAGAAGGCACUGGGGGCCGCUGUUUGUGAGACAAGGCUUCGAGGCUCUUCUGUGGCCAGUUCUGUGGCCAGUGAGCAACGGAGCAGGAGCAGUUCACUCAACUCCACGGACAGUGGCUCUGGACUACUGUUUCCUGGACUUCAGGCUGCCCCUGAGCUGGGCCAGAGUGGUCAGCCAUUUUCACAGAGAUUCAGUGUCAUCAGCUCUGAAGACUUUGACCAGGAGCUUAUUGUGAAACCCAUCAAAGUGAAGAAGAAGAGGAGGAAGAGAAAGACAGAAGGUGGAAGCAAGAGCACCUGCCCCAGUUCCCUCGAGUCAACCCCCUGCUCCGAGCUCCCUGCUGACAGCCCCCAGUCCCUGAACACAGAUCUCUUGUCCAUGACCUCAAGUGCUCUGGGCAGUAGUGUGGAUCAGCUGAGCACAGAGUCUCCAGAGCAGGAGAGCAACCCUGGGGGUGAGGUGAAUGGAAUCACACAGGAAAACAGUGGCCCUGAAGCAUUCCAUGUCCUGGAGCUGCCUGCCCCUGCCCCUGCCCCUGCCCUGGCGGAUGAAGAAAACUACACUGGGAAGGAAGCGUCCCAGUGUGGCCACACACAGGACACAUACCUGCUUAGUGGAAUGCCUACUUUACCCUUGCAGCCAGAGGAGGAUGUGGGAGGUGCUAACUUCAUCUCAGGCCUUGACGAGCAGCCUGGUCCUGCUGAUGAUGCAGCAGUACAUACAGAGUUCUGCCUGCAGGGACAGAACAGCUCUGCUGAGGAGCAGGAGGCUGACACCUUGGAGUUCAGUGACCCCCAGAGCACGUUUUCUGAAGCCCCUCUUCUGGACUCGAGUAUGCUGCCUUCCAGCCUCAGCUGGCCCCCAGGCGCUGAGCAGUGGCUGCCUGGGAUUGGAGUCUAUGACGUCAUCACUGAGGAAGUCGGCCCAGAAGCAGACAUCCUGACCCAUGUGGAGGUCCCUAGCCACCUGAGCUCAAAUCCUUGGCAUUUACUAACUGACAGUAACACAGGUCAGAAGGAAAAACCCACUUUUCAAUGUGACAUGGGAAAUGUGGAAGGAGAGGUGACUCCUCUUGCCUCUGCCUCACUGGCCAGCACCCAUGCACAUUGGCUGGACCAACCUUUCCAGGAUCAGGCAGUGACAUCCAGUGACGAGGAAGACAUUUAUGCCCACGGACUCCCAUCUUCAUCCUCAGAGACAAGUGUCACAGAGCUUGGAGCUGGUCGCUCUCUGCAGGACCUGAACCAACCAGGUGCUGAGGAAACCACCCUGCUCAAGGCAGAUCAGUUUGCAGAGAGCUGGAUGGGCUACUCGGGUCCUGGCUAUGGCAUCCUCAGCUUGGCGGUCUCGGAAAAGUUUCUCUGGUGCCUGGACUACAAAGGUGGCCUGUUCUGCAGUCCCCUGCCUGGGGCAGGGCUGCGCUGGCAGAGGUUUGAAGAUGCUGUCCAGCAGAUGGCAGUCUCUCCCUCAGGGGCUCUUCUCUGGAAGAUUGAACAGAAAUCUAACCGUGCUUUCGCUUGUGGCAAAGUCACCAUCAAGGGGAAGCGGCACUGGUACGAGGCUCUGCCCCAGGCUGUGUUCGUGGCCCUGAGUGAUGACACAGCCUGGAUCAUCAGGACCAAUGGAGAUCUAUACCUUCAGACAGGUCUCAGUGUGGAUCGGCCCUGUGCCCGAGCCGUGAAGGUUGACUGUCCAUACCCACUCUCCCAGAUCGCAGCCCGGAACAGUGUGGUGUGGGCACUGACAGAGCAGAGGGCCCUCCUGUACCGGGAGGGUGUGAGCAGCUUCUGUCCUGAGGGGGAGCAGUGGAAGUGUGACAUUGUCAGUGAAAGGCAAACUCUGGAGCCUGUCUGCAUAACUCUCGGGGAUCAACACACACUCUGGGCCCUGGACAUUCAUGGGAAGCUGUGGUUCAGAACUGGCGUGGUUCCCAAAAAGCCCCAAGGAGAUGAUGAGCACUGGUGGCAGGUGAGCAUCACGGACUAUGUGGUGUUUGACCAGUGCAGCUUGUUCCAGACCAUCAUGCAUGCCACACACUCAGUAGCCACAGCAGCCCAAGCCCCUGUUGAAAAGGUCGCAGACAAACUGCGCAUGGCGUUUUGGUCUCAGCAGCUUCAGUGCCAGCCCAGCCUACUAGGGGUUAACAAGAGUGGUGUGUGGAUCUCCUCAGGGAAGAAUGAAUUCCAUGUUGCUAAAGGAAGUCUCAUAGGAACUUACUGGAAUACCGUUGUUCCCCGGGGAACAGCUUCUGCCACAAAAUGGGCUUUUGUGUUGGCUUCUCCUGCUCCCACCCAGGAUGGAAGCUCCUUAUGGCUAUGCCAGAGCAGCAAGGACCUGUGUGUCAUCAGUUCCCAGAGUGUACAGAGCCGCCCCUCCACAGUGCAGCUGCCCCCCGAUGCAGAGAUGAGAACUUAUGCUGCCUGCCAGGAUGCACUAUGGGCCUUGGACAGCCUUGGACAGGUGUUCAUCAGGACACUUUCCAAGAGCUGCCCCACAGGCAUGCACUGGACGAAACUGGACCUUUCCCAGCUAGGAACUGUGAGACUGACCAGCUUGGCAUGUGGAAAUCAGCAUAUCUGGGCCUGUGACUCCAAGGGUGGGGUUUUCUUCCGGGUUGGAACCCAGCCUCUGAAUCCGAGCUUGAUGCUUCCAGCCUGGAUCAUGAUUGAGCCACCUGUCCAGCUUGCUGGGGUCACUUUGGUCAGCGUCCAUUCUAGCCCCAAUGACCAGAUGUUGUGGGCCCUGGAUAGCAGAUGGAAUGUGCAUGUGCGAACUGGAAUCACUGAGGAGAUGCCCGUGGGGACAGAUUGGGAGCAUGUGCCAGGAUUGCAGGCCUGCCAGUUGGCACUGAGCACCAGGACCGUGUGGGCCCGCUGUCCAAAUGGUGACCUUGCCCGCCGCUAUGGCAUCACAGACAAAAAUCCUGCUGGGGACUACUGGAAGAAAAUUCCAGGAAGUGUGUCCUGUUUCACAGUGACCUCAUCAGAUGAGCUGUGGGCAGUGGGCUCCUCUGGCUGUCUCCUUCAGCGACUGACAAAGACAUUCAGCCAUUCACACAACCCCCAGAACAGCCAGGCAGCCAGCUCCCACCCUGAGGAGCUGGAGGAGGAGUGGGAGGUCAUUUGAAGGAGCCCAGGCGGCCAGUGGAGAAAGAAGUUCUGUGAUGGAGGCUGCUAUCUCCCAGUGGCUCAUGUAUGGACAUGCCUCAUCCACCAGGCAGGACACCCCACACUUGCUUUCAUCUGUAUUUGUUUUGGUCUCAUUACAGAUCUCACAGCCUUAGCUAUGUGCUCGGAACUGUUGCUGUAGGAGCAGCACCUUUGACAUUUUGCCAAGUGGAAACAUCUUGACAUCUGCAAGUGGGAACAGUGGCUGCUGAUCAGUUGCAUGCACUAGUGCACCACAGUAAAUUCUCAUCAGCAGCUACGUAGCCUGGUGUGAUCCAAGAGGGACACCACCAGAGGCAGAUGACUCAAAGCCAGAAGAGUUGGGCACAUGUCCAUACCAGAACCCCAGACCAAAUGGCCUGCAGAUCAGAGCUUGCAGCCACUGGAUGUAUUUGGUGACGGUAUUGACUUUAUCACAGGGGUCCCACACUUCUCUCCUAGAGAUACAGGCCACAGUGCACAUCCCACACCUGACAUUCCAGGUGGGAAAGCACCCAUGUGGGAUGGGGUAUGGGGCUGUGCCGGGUUACAUGCACACACCCUAGCCGCCUCAUGCUGCCCACACUCAGGGUAGCUGCCCACCCCCUGCCCACCUCAGCCAACACAAGAGCCAAUGGGUGCAGACAGAGCACAGGUGCCCACAUGGUCCAUGUAGUCCAGCACAGGGGUGCUGAGCCAAUCUAGAGACAUCUUUGGAACGACAUUUGACUAGUAUGCUUGUAGGCAUCCUAAAGCCAGGCUCUUCCUCAAAAGAUGGAUCUAGUAAUUGCCUUUUUGUUUGUUAUGUCACAAACCUGAAUAAGAUACCUCACUUAAAAUCAAAUCUCACAAAUUUAGAAGGUAAAUGUAUCUUCUGAAAACAGUGAAGGUCUUUUGUUCCUUCAUGAGGUCCAUCCUAAGCCCACCUUGUCUUGGCUAUAGCUUUGCAGGGUGGCCAUCCCGUAUCAUGUCCUCAACCCAAGAGUAGGCAGUGUCUGCAGCGGGUAUAGCACUGACUCCCCAGUAGCUGGUAGAGCACAGUGCCUCUGCUCACAGCUGCCAUGUCCCAUCGCAGUGGUUGGGACAGAGCAUCGGAGCUUCAAAGGCAGGCUACCCACCGUGUCCUUCCUUGAGCCUGCUGCCCACCCCACCCACCAGGUCCCUGCCACUGCUCCAGACUGGCUGCUUUUUCAGUCCGCCUGGUCCAGGCAGUUACUUGAUGUCUGUUUUCUACUAAGCACAUGUCAGGGCCCCAGCAGUAAUGAUGCAAAGGCUUCCAGGUCUCUGGGAGCCUUGACUGGAUUUCAUUUUAUAGACUCCUUUUUAAGAGUUCAGUGACGGCAGAGGCAGCCCCGAAUGGGCUGAUGUCUUCUGUGAAUGGUGUGCCUUGCCUGGCUCCUCACAAUGGCAGCACUCCCUAAGCCCACGGGACGACAGUGCAAUUAAGCCCAAGUGACGUGGACACUGACUAGUCUCAGCUUCAGUGCUUUGGGCGAUUGUCGUUUGGGUUUAAGUCUUAGCUGUGCUGAGAUCAUGCAGUCCUACUUUACUUUGAGUCUGCUGAGUAAGCUUGGAGGCCUGCAGGAAGCCCAGUAGCCCAGCCCCACUACAACAGCGCCACUGGGUGGUUUGAAGCAGCUGGCGCAGAUGACGGUACAGUGGGCAGCGCCAUUCCACAGCAACACACACCCCCUGGCAGUCCUAGAGACAGUACCCCAAAGAAGGCAGUCUCAAGACACUCUUUUGUUGUUGUUUUGAGUAAGUCUUUUGUAGCCCAGGUUGGCCUCCAGUUCACCAUGUAGCUAGCCAAGGAUGGCCUUUGCUGAUCUUCCUGCCUCCACCUUUUAAAGUUCUGGAUUAUGUACACCACCAUGUCCUGCUAAAGACGUCAGAUUCCAUACAAACAAGUCUAAGAGUAUAGCUCUUUCAGAAUCUCCAUUGGGGUGUUUCUCUUGGAGAGACGGGAAUUGUUAAAAUCAUGACGGUAUGUACCCACAGACAUCCCACAUUACUGCUCAGGUCUCUCAGUCCCUUCUCUGGAGCCCGGGAAGGAGAAUAUGGUUAGUCUGUGAGCCUCAGGUUGGGUACCUCAUUCACAGUUACAAUGAACGUGCACCAGGACCCUGCCCCAGCAAGGGCCAGCAUGCCAGGUACACCCAGACCAUGGCAGGGCCUCCACCCCAGGCAGCCCCAUCAGUCAGUAUCUCAGCAUUCCAUGGGCAUCGCAGCGGGAGGGAGCCAGCAGCUGCUGUGCCCACUGCUUCCACUUAGCACGGAAAGCCUGCCUUUGCUUUAUACCCAGACGAUGGGACAGCCACAGAAAACCCAUAUGGAGAUUUUACUUAUUCAAAAUGUAGAGCCUGUAAAUCAGAAAUCCUGUGUGGGGUUGGGAUGUGGCUUAGUGAUGGAAGACAGAUUAAGAUCCCCACCUAUGUGGACGCUAAGUGUGCCUGCAAUCCCAGCACUCUGGAAGCUGAGCCAGGAUUGUUAUAAGUUCCAGACCAGCCUGGACCACAAAGAUCCUGUCUCAAAAAAACCUGAAUUUAAGAGUAAACAGAGAAGAAGUCAUGAUUGCCACAACAUUAGCAUCCAUGUUGAACUUGUCCAAACCAGUAGGAACAAAUGCAACACAAAGAUGGACAAAGGAGGAGAAGGGGUGACUCACAGAAACGUCCUCCAGUGGGAAGCCCCAAAGGCACAGCCCUCCAUGAAAGCCUCUGAUGGUCCUCAGUCCAAAAGCCUAACACUAAAAGUGCCGUCUCUGAAAAUUAGUCAAGAACAAAACUGAGCUGUGUGUCUAGCAGUGAUCCAGGCCUUACCUAGCAUGCAGUCCCGGCCUCAGUCCCCAGAAUGGCAGCAAAUGAAACCAGAGGGUGCCACUGCCUUUAUGAGCUUGAACACAGGCCUGUAAUGCCACAGAAAGGAUGUCAGCAGAGCGUGCUGUGGGGUCGCACAGGCGAUCUUGGGGCAGUGUGAAACUCUUCCGGCCUGUCAGUACAGUGCAGUUUACAAAUAGAGAGCGCUGCGUGGUGGGCCAGUGUGUGCUGUACUCUUCAGGAGAGGCAGAGAGACAAGGUCUCACGUGGGACAAACGGCUGGCCAGCGAGUGUUUCCAAGCCUGUCUUUUUUUAAUCCUUUGAAUGUUGAGCCAUGUAAAUGUAUUAUUUAUUUCAAAACUAAAUAAAAUGUAUAUGUAGAAACUCAAUUCUCUUAAUUUUGCAGUAUUAACAGUAUUUGAGU